AUGGUGGCUGGAGUGAGUGGAACUCCUGGAGUAUCUGUACCAAGCCAGUUGGUGGUAUACAAACAAGACAGAGAGAAUGCGCCAAUCCCGAACCAGCAUAUGGUGGGAAACACUGCGAUGGGACCGGAGCAAUGCUAAGAGAAUGUAACAACAUGUUCAGUUGCCAAGAAGGUAACAUACAAACUUCAAAAUUUAGGAGUUCAUUAUAAGUGAGAAAUCCUUCAUGAAUGCACAAACUCUGUAUAUGUAUGGAAUUCACUAUGCUUUUCUUGAAAGAAACAAAACAAGUCUCCACUAUCAUUAGUACUACAAUAUAGGUACUAAAUUCUCGGAGCAAGCUUUCGCUGAUAUUUGUGGUCGCUCUGUAAGAAGUCUGCACUAUCUGCGCAAUGGCGAUUACAAAUUUCGUUGGACUGCCCGUAAGCAAUACCUUUUUAGCUAAUGCGGUAAUGCUAACUAUCAUCUAAUGAUAAGAAAUAUGUUUAAAAAUGCGAGGGCCUCAGUUGCUAAAGAACAUUUUGGCAUUGACCUGCUGGCAAAGAAAAUCAUGUUAGCUAGAAAGGAAAUUCUUCCACCAUAAACUGAAAAGAAAUAUUUCAACAAAGCAAGGACUACUGUUACUAGGUAAUUAUAUGGGGACAUCAUCAACACAAUAAUUUACCUAUACUGAAGUAGUUCACGCUGUUUAUUGUUAUCCUUAUUUAUCAUUUUUUUUUUAUACUUGAAGAAUUUCCCCUGCGUUUUGAAACAGAGAAGAACCCAUCUGUCGGUACAAUGAAGAUAUUCUCAAACAGCAGCUGGCAAAAGCUGUGUACCAGUCAAUGGGAUGAAGCAGAUGAAAAUUCAACCUGCAUGGCCAUGGGCUACUAUAGCAACGUUGUGUAUGCUAAUGGCACAUGGUACCCAGAACGUGGCAAUGCUUCCGAGAUGUCCACCCACUACAACUGUACCAUUCCCACCACAUGUCAAAACAACUUGAAAAAGAAACAACAAUUUUGCAAAGGUAAUAAUAAAUUGCACUCAUGUAAUAUCCACAUAAUCUCCAAAGAUGGUAACUUGAUAGAUUUACUCACACUCCAGGGAAGAAAACUUUCCCGAGAUCAAUGAUUGUUCAUCUUCGGGUAUCUUUUAGGUUCUAAAAAGGUAUCUAUCGCUAAAAAUCUAGUGAGUUUCUAUUGUUUACACCCUAAGACGAUUAUAGUUGAAUUACUGCCGAGAGAAGAACCUAGCUGCGCAGUUUUCUAGAUUAUUCCGUGAGAAAUGCUUUAAAAAUGAGGUUCUAGUUUAAAAUGUAAAUUACCCUUUUGUGUUCUCCGAAAGUAAACGUUUUCGGGCAAAGAAAACAUGUCUUGAAUUUUUCCAAAUAUUUUGAAAAAAAUAUCUAGUUUUACAAGUUAAAACUCAGUUAUGAAGCAAUGAAAAAGAGGUUUGUCGUAAAACAUUGCAGCGAGGAACCACAUCGUGACAACGAACGAUGCGGCCAACGUUCGAAUACUGAAUAAUUUGCACCCAGAAUUUCCCUUAAAACAAAACACUUAGUCUGGCAUGAACUAUUUAUCAUUUCGUGAUUUAUAGGCAUUCUUGAUUCUUGAUAAUUAGUGUUUUCCAUCUUAACGGAUUGAACUUUUUGUAAUUUCAUAAGUUCCUGUUCGCUUGAAUGGCGCAAAUGUGGACUAUGGAGGAAGAGUGGAAGUGUUUUACAAGGGGAAAUGGGCAAAGAUAUGUAAGAAUAAAUGGGACCUUCAUGAUGUCAAAGUUAUUUGUCGUCAACUUGGCUUUGAAGAGGCUUUGGCGGAAUUUAUUGGGUCAGACAUAAAGGCUGAGGGAAUACCUUUUGCAAUGUCCGAUGUCUCUUGCACCGGAGAAGAGUUUGAACUUGCAUUAUGCGAUCGCAUUGAUGGGAAGUUAAAUAUUCCACCUCAAUGUCAAUCGGAUGACAAGGGUUCUCAAGCGUUGUGUCAACCAAGUAAGCAACUAAAUUUUUAGGUGUGAUUAGUUAUGCUGGUUUUCGUGGUUGUCAAUCUUCUUCCCAUUGACCCUCUAAAGUAGAGGGAAAUCAGAGUAAAUUGAAUACACAGAUGACCAGAAGACCAUUUCUCAAAACAUUCUGCUGAAGUAUAACUCGCGGACAAGCAUAUAACUGUUCGCAGAUUUUAUACUUUAUAUUUUAUAUUUCGCAUACUUUGUAGCCCAAUAUAUCCUAAUAAUUGUGGUGUAGUUUUUUUGUGAAAAUGCAUUUCAGUUUUCGAGAAAUUAUUUUUUUCGUUCGACCGCUCAAAUAUGCAAAUUUUCACCCCGAAUAUUACCCGAGUUGUGUGACUUCAUGUAACGAAUUUACUUGACCUUCGAUAAUCCUGUCAACAUAAUCCUUUGUUUUAUCAUCUAAACUUAAUCCCCUGUCAUUAUUGAAGCUGGCAAAAAAAUAUGUACUUUUUGGUGAAUAUUAUUGUCCGACGUACUUUUCCUAUGUCGAAAAGUAGCACCAAAACAAAGACAGUUUUAACAAUGACCGAUAUGACAGAAUCUACUGAGCUUCAAGCUUUUAAAAGGCAAAUGGAUGGUUAUAAAGUUACUGUAAAAAUGUCCUUGUGUAUUUAUGUUGUUCUAUGGUGAGACGAACUCAAAGUCCGGCACUAAAUUUAGGGUGUGUUUACAUUGAGGUGGGGGACCUCAAUUCGCCUGUCCCGAUAAUUUCAUAUUUUAUUUUGAUCAUGUUUACAUGAUAGGUGGGGUGACCCGCCUGGGCGCGUUGCCCGGUCUGCCAGGUAGGGUAACCCUGUCAGCCGGGGUGACAAUUUGCCAUGUAAACGUCUCAAGGUGGGGUAACCCGCCUAGCCGGGGUUGCGUUCAUGACAAAAAGCGUGUAUCACAGAUAGUGCGCAAGACUUCUGGAAAAUUCAUAAUACCAUCUUGUGCAAAAUUACGGUCAAUACCCACCCUGUCAGCACCUAACAACCCACUUUUAACUGCUACGCUGCUACUGAAACAACGAUUAGUGGCCACAAAAGUGACAUUCAAAUAUUGUCAAUUCAACAUAAAAAAAAAUCUUCAUACAGGGUAAAUAUCCAUUUGUGUUGGGAUCAAUUAUUGCGUGACACAACUUAAGACCUGGCCUCCUGGCAAGAAGUAAUACCGAAGCGUAAUAUAUUAACCGAAAGAGCUUAUUGGUCUUAUAAAAUCAUUAAUAAACAAGGUAAGAGUGUUAUGUUAGAUUUUUUUACAAAUUGUAGUGAUUUAUGCCAAUAAACGGUGGCGAAAAGUAAGCAAAUUUUGCUGGACUUUGAGUUCGUCUCACGAUAGAACAACACAAAAACGCAAGGAAAUUUUUACAGUAACUUUAUAACCAUCCUUUUUAACUCGCUCUUGCGCACACUGAACUACUGCUCGUACUCUAAAUAUGACAAUCAACCACAAAAUUCCCUAAACCAGAUAACAUUAAACAUAAUCCAAAAAAUCAUGUAAAUCAUCUGUCAAUUCACGAGUUUGCUCACAGAGCACUUUGAUUUUUUUGUAGAAGCUCAGUAGAUUCUAUCAUAUCGGUCAUUGUUUAAACUGUCUUUGUUUUGGUGCUACUUUUCGACAUAGAGGAAGUAUGUCGGACAAAAAUAUUCACCAAAAAAUAAAUAUUUUUUUGCUAGCUUCAAUAAUGAGAGGAUUAAGUUAAGAUGAUAAAACAAAGGAUUUUGUCGACAGAAAUAUCGGAGGUCAAAUAAAUUCGUUACGUGAGGGCAAUAUUCACGGUGAAAAUUUGCAUAUUUGAGCGGUUGAACGAAAAAAAAUUUUCUCGAAAACUAAAAUAUAUUUUCACAAAGAAACUACACCACAAUUAUUAGGACACAUUGUCUACAAAAUAUGAAAGUUGGAGUGAAAGGAAAUUUUGGGUGACUUGCCGUUGCUUGUCUGAUGCAUGUUGACAUUAGCUCUUAAGAAACUUACCCUCCUUUUAGAUGAUUCAGCUUGGCCUUGAGGUGAAAUGACGUUAGCUAGGGUGUACACGACUUUCAUGAAUGUAAUAUGACUGCUCAUAAAAUCACUUGACUUCAGUUAAGGGUUACCUGAUUUUUUUUAAUGGGUGACAUAACCAUUUUUGGAUGCGAUAUAAAGGUUACAUUACUUUAAUAAUGGCUGAUAUGACUUUGUUUGGAGUAAUGUAACUUAGUUUUCAGUACGACAAAGUUAAAAAAUUUCUCAAGUUAAGCUUUAGUACAGGUAAAUAUAUUCAAUUUUUCUAUCUCUUCUUGUAGUCCUUGUGUUAAUUACACAAAAUUUGACUUAUUUUGACAACACCUUCCACACCGGACCAUUUUUUUUUGCAGAGAACAAGAAUGUGUUGAAAGGAGUUGAACUCUAUUUUGAUAUUGGCAGCAGAGAAAAGCUUCAUUGCUCUAUAAACAAUAAAACCAAUCACGCUAGAUGGGUCAUCAAUGAGCGAAAGCUUGAAAUAACAAACUCUACUUCUCAAAGGAUCAGGGCUGGAGACAAUGGUGAUCUGUUCAUUGAUGAUGUACAGCUGUCUGAUGGAGGAAUAUAUGAAUGCCAGAGAUUGGAAUAUGUUCAAUAUAACAUUGUCUACAUUAAUGGUAUGAAAAAACAAAUCUUUUUAUAUUGUAGAAAUAGGCUUAACAUGCAUGACAAUGUCAUGUAAGACAAGUACACCUCUGACCUUUCAAAAGUGUAGCUACGAUAUUAGUACUUUUCAUUACUCCUUUCAACAGCAAGAUUUACUGAAAAGACGUUGGACCAACAAACCGUUAUUGCGUACGAGUCUGGCAUUAUAAGCUGUAGUGCUGAUGGAAAACCAAAUCCCCAGAUUUCUUGGAGUAAGAAAGGAGGAAAGCCCUUAGACCCGAAACGAUUCACUCCAUUAUCCAGUGGCAGCCUGCGUAUUGGUCCUGUAAAGCCUAAAGACAAUGGAACAUUCACUUGUACCAUGAAACAAACUAAAGGAGCAAAGAGGGUUACAAGCAAAGAUAAAGACAUACUAGUGAGAGUUAUAGGUGAGUGACCAAUGAAAUAAUAUAUAGAAGGUCAUAAAUUCAGGUCUUCAAAUGUGAUUAAUUUAAUUUACUCAAUUUCAAAACCUUUUCGGUGUUCAUAUUCGCAGCUAUGUGAGGCGACAUUUUAUCGUGAAUAUGUUCGUUUGUUUUAGUUGUUUGAAAGUAGGGUGUCAUGUUAAAAAAAUUAGACUUAGGUUAUUUUUCUAGGUGCAGUUCCUCGUCAUAACUCAAAUUAAGUGCCCCUUGAUGAAGUUUAUAGUUUCUUUUCAAACUGGUAAUGUGCUUUAGUCGACUUCGGUUGGUCGUAGUGACAAAUUCACUUUCUGAAUGCAGUAUAAUCGUUUGUCUGGCCAUUAAGUCACUUUGGAUAUGGAUCGCGACUUUUUGACUGCAUAUUGCGUCUUCUUCGUGCUAUAAGGUUGGUAGAUAUGCAUGACCUUAUGAAACUCUCUGUUUGGCUGUGAUUGGCUGGAAUCCCACACAGGCUUCGAUUGGCACACUUUGACCAAAUGUUCUUCCGAAGUCCGCUGUCGCAAAGUUAUCCUGUUUUUGUGUUUCUUGUGGUCAGCAUCCAUGUUUCUGGGAUGUCUGCCCCAAUGUCCAAUUUAUGUCCUAACAGGCAAAGUCUUAUGUGGAUGGCCUCUUUUACCCUGCAUUUAUAAUAAUAGGAUCACUUUCAAUGAACUCUACUUCAGUCCAGGGGAGGUGGUUUCCAGGUGUCUUCUGAAACUGCAAAGGCCUUUGUCUUGGCAUGUCGUUUCUCGAUCUGCGAUAUUGCUCGUUUAACCUCACUUCCAUAGGUCUGCCUGUUCUGCUGAUGUAAACUUUGCCGUACCUACAUGGAAUCUUGUAAACCACGGGUUCUUGUUUUAAAGAUGCAGCGCCAUGGAUGGCGGGUGUAUUGUUACUAUCUGUAACAUCAGUGAAGUGAAUGGCAUGCUUUCGGUUCUUCAAAUGCUGUGGGAAGCUAUCAGCGUUUUCGCGAACCAAGAUUGUGAAUGUGUCAUAUACAUAGCGUUUCCAGAUCCUUCGCUGGUAAGAUGAUAAGGUUAUCGAUUGCUCCUAUGACUCUUUAUGUGGAGAUUAGCAAUAACGGCGGACACCAGACUCCCCAUGGCUGCGCCCUCAAUACGAAGUUCGAAAGGUUCGUGAUCUGACAAACGAUUAUACUUCAUACUAAGCGCUACUAGUACUGUCAUCAUCAAAUGUUCAUUAAGUUACGUCGUCUAAUGUAUUCAGUGUAAAUGAUAUAGGAAUACAUCCGAUUUUCCAAGAAAAUGUUAUUAAUUUACCUUUUAGUUCGACCAAAAGUGGAUAUUUCUGGAGCAAGCGAUCGCAUCAUAGAAGGAAGCAGUGUAAACUUGACGUGUAAAGUUGUGGCGGGUCGGCCUGAACCACUGAUCACCUGGUUCAAGAAUAAUACAUUGCAAGGACAGAGUUUGUCUCUCUUCUUUUCUGAGAUAAAAAAGGAGGACGAAGGGCGGUACACUUGUAAGGCAGAGAAUGAAGCAGGCAUUUCUACCAAAGACAUUGACAUUUCUGUAAAGGGUGUGUUUGUAGAGCUCACAACUGUAUUAUAAAUCAGUCAUGCAAUUGAUAUGUUUACAGUGUGUGGAUCAAUAGUCAGUGGGCCCGACUCUAGAUUAAGGUGUCUGGGUCUGAGCUAAGGAUAAGGUAAUUGUGGAAAACUAUCAGAAAAAUUAAAAAAUGCAAGGGCUUUCAGCUAUUAUCUACGACUGAUUCACCAGUGAGGACCAGGUUAAUUAUUCAUUGCGAAGAACUGGAAAGUCUUUACAAUUGUUCCUUUGUUCCCACUCUUACAAUUUGAUGAUUUCAUGGCUAAGUUAGUAAUAUAGCCUGACUGACAUGGUUUUUGGAAGGAUUUGUUUGAUAUGAUCAAAAAGUGGUUCAUUUUCUUCCUCUUCUUCUUUUUUGUUAUUUAUUAUUUUUUUUUUUUUUGCGGGUGGGGGGGGGGGCUGGGUGGUUUCUAAUUUUGUAAUUUGUGUUUACAUCCUUACUUUGCAGUUCCACCUCGUGUUAGUAAUGAGUCAAGAAAUCUCAUCAUUGCAUUGGACUCCACAUUUACAAAAGAGUGUUAUUUGAGAGGUGAUCCACAAGUAUCUGUCAACUGGACCAAGGAUGGAGUGCUACUUAGUAAAAACAACACCUUGGUUAUUAGACAAGUGACGUUUGAAGAUAAAGGCUAUUAUGAAUGUACUGCUAGAAAUGAUUAUGGCGAAGCGAAAUCUUCCUUCUGGAUCGAUGUCACAGGUAAAUCCUAUAUUGUAGUUUAUGUCAUUAAUCAAACUUUUAACUUGACAAAGCGUUUGGUUUUGAGGUUUAAGCCAAAUUUAAAUAGAACUGUUUUUGUGAUUAGCAAAACAAUAAAUGUAACUUGGAAAAAAGACGGAGACUCACCAUCCGAAAGAGCAAAGACUGAUACACCAUUAUGGUGUAAAACUUGAAUUUUGUUAGUACUUUUACUACCAUCGAGAUUUGUCUAAUGGCCAUAUAUUUAUCUUACACAAUCAGCUAAGCAAGUGCCCCGAGCUAUGCAAAGUUUCAACACUUCGUGGUAUUACAUUGGUGGAUCGGUGGUGGUAGCAAUUGUCAUUUCGCUAAUUUUCUGGUAUUUCUGCAAGCGUCGAAGGACGGGUGACGUCAAUUUUUCCGUGUUAUUUCAGAUUUCUUUGUCUGAAAGUAAAAGAAGGAAAUGUUUAAACUUAUUUAACAUGUCUGCUGGGAGGGAUGGGGAACACUGAGCUAGAGUCUAAGAGUAGAGAUAUUUUUAUAAGAAUUACUCGCGUCCGGCCAAAAAAUGCUAAUUGUAGAGUUUUUUCACAUCUGUAUAUGUUUUGAUAACAAUUAUAAACUCAGCAAAUAUGAAGUCACUCCUAAUUUGUGCAAAUUCAAAUUAUACUGCCAUUACACAGAAAUUUUAUUAGAAUAUUCGAUUUAAUGAAUUAAUGCAAAGCUUUACCUUCUUUAUCCCCUUUAAUUCAUCAUUUGGAAUUGCAGCUAUGGCUCUGUAAGUCAACUAUUUUAACUUUUAUUCAUCAAAUUCAUCGAAAAAAGAAAAAAAAAAUACACCAUUACCAUGAUGACGCAGUGCCUUUACUUUUAUCGUGCUUAUCGCGUUUAUGAUGCAUUAUUAACAUUCAUAAAGUGUUGUUAGAAUCCGCUUCAUUAGUUCCUUUGUUUAAUUUCUUUAUCUCAUUAGUAUCUUCCAUCUAUUUCCGGUUAGAUUAAUUCAUAGAUUAAUUACUUUAAAAAAAAAUGAAAUGCGCGGAAAAUUUCUGAUUUUAAAACUAACUGUUUCUUGUUUAAUUUUAACAAACGACGAAAGUAAUGUUGAACUUCAUCCGAUUGACAAAGUGUACUUAAAUAACAAUAAUUACUAAUAUGUUUUGUAAAAAUCUAUGCUCCUGGUUUUGUAAAAACAUUGUUUUCUCACUAUCGGGAAGAGAGAUUAUCUCGCCAAAUCAAUUUUUUUACCCUCUGAUUUCUCUUUUCUUUUUAUCUCUUUUCUUCUUUUUUUUAACCUGAAAGUAUACAAUGUUGAUUUCCUAUAUUUAGUCCUGAUCAAGAGCAGGCAAUUCAGAUGGAGCCAUUGAAUGCAGAGGUAGAUGAGUGGGAGGUUGCGGUGAACCGUGUCCUGCUACAAGAUGUCAUUGGACGAGGGGCGUUCGGAGCCGUGUGGAGAGCUCUCCUGAGUUCACCAAAUGGACAACCUGGAAAUCGGACAGUCGCUGCUAAAUGUUUCACGCGUAAGCCUCCUUAAAUGUGUUCUAUUGAUAAAUAUGUUGAUCUCAGGGGUGGUUAUAAAAAUGUUUUAUUUGGGGAGGGGGUGGGGGAGGGAAGGGGUGGUCCAAAAUUACUUCCCGACCAACGCACAACCCCCUCUUCUUCACUCAAGGCUACGCGCGGGAAACAAAAAGAGAAGGCGGGGGGAGGAGCAAACAAACAAAGAAGAUAAUAAACAAGUUUGCUGCAAUAAUUCUUGUUUCCAACAAGUAGUGUAAAAGGUCACAAUGCGCAACAUUCCCCCCCCCCGGGGGUGUUGCAAAUACGUUGGUUCCUCCCUCUUGAUCCGCUGCUGAAUCCAGUAGGCUUUUUUUUCCUUCCUUUGGACCUAUUCCCCUUAUUAGUGACUGAUUAUCCCGGGUUGAAGGAGGCAGUCUAACAGACUGACUACACGGUGCUUUUCGCUGUCAAAAGACAUUUACCGAACCAAAGUCAAGCAUCUGCAUUGAUAGUAAAACUAAAGAAAGCAAGAACUAUUGAUAGGAUUCAAACCUCAACUGGUUUCGAUUCGGCCUUUGUACUCACAGUCAACUCAGCCGUGGCUGAGGUCAGAGAGUUGGGCAAUCUGCUAGCUGCGAAAAUUAUCAUUCAAACGGUAAUAGGAAGAUGCGAGGUUUGUAACUCUUCCGGAUUCUUUCUGGCUUGAACUUGCGUGGAACAAAUGCAUUAAUCAGAAUGUGUCUGAAUUAAUUUAUACUUUUGUUGUAGCCACUGCUGGAGAGGAAGGAAGGAUAUGUCUGAUGAGGGAAAUUGAGCUGGGGAAACUUAUCGGUGAAAACGUUCCGCCAAACAUUGUAAAGUUCAUGGGCUGUGUUACGAAAGAAAGUAAGUACUAAGCGUACAGCAUCUUUUCUAGGUAUAUGUUAUUAACGAUGGUACAAAUGCUGAAUAAACCCUCUCAGGACCUCUUAACAUAAGUUCCGUAAAUAAAAUGUUAAUGGAACGAAGUUUCUUUUUUUUUUUUGGCAACUAGACUGUUUUUCUCCAAGAGCAUGAAUCCAUCGGCAAUUUACUAAGAUCUCGGUCGGAUAGCCUGAAAUCUCGUUAAAUGGGCUAACCGGCUUUUUAACCUAUGGCAAAUUUUUAAAAGUAAAUUUUGAUGAGGGUUGAUAACGAAAAAUGAGUCCUUCGUGUAGGCUAAACUGCUUAUGAAGAAAGUCAUCCGGAAAUUUUUUUUUUAUAUAUACAGUAAGGAGCCUUGACGUGGGGUUUAUUUACUUUUUCUUUUGUUUUACGUCACUUAAGUUCACCCAAUACUCAUCAUGGAGUACAUGCCAUGUGGUGACCUGCUUGGUUACCUGAGAAAAUGCCGAGGGGUGAGGGAUCGGUAUUAUCUUGGUGAGGGAAGAGCCCAGGAUUUGACCAACUACGAUCUUGUGAUGUUUGCCAAACAAAUCGCCGCCGGCAUGGUGUUCCUUGGAACGCGAGGGGUAAGUAGAUUACUUUUCACGUGUCAAUUCUAACUCAGAAAAAUCUUUCAGAGAUUUAAACUUUUUAUUUUUCAAUAGCUCGGAUUUUGGCCAACAUAUUUGAGUCCUUUUGAAUUUAGAUAAAACCUCUAAGACCUUUUUUAGCCAUGAUGCUUUUUGUUGACAUUAACAGGUCACAGUAUAUGUCAACAAAAUAAGUCAAAAGCUAUGAUUAUCUGGAAUGGUAUAAAAUUAAGCUUAUGUAGCUGUCAAAGAUCGAGUAUGCGCUGAUGCUUCAUUUUUGCUGUUCGAAAGUAGAGUGAAUAAUAUAUAUAUAUAUACACAUACAUAAUAUAUAUAUAUAUACACAUACAUAAUAUAUAUAUAUAUAUAUAUAUAUAUCUGAAAGUUGGACAAAUCAAUAAGACAACUUUUCUCUGACUCUGAGUUUCACGCUUACGCGAUCAUCAGACAAAAAGUGGUGUGAAUAAUAUAUAUAUAUAUAUAUAAUAUACAUAUAUAUAUAUAUAUAUAUAUAUGAAAGUUGGACAAAUCCAUAAGAUGUAACUUUUCUGUGACUCUGAGUUUCACACUUACGCGAUCAUCAGACAGAUCAAGAUCUGUAAACUCGUAAAGUUAUGUCCUAUUGAUUUGUCCAACUUUCAGAUAUUCCGCGCUUUGCGAACGCAUCGAGCGCCAUACCGCAAGGAUAGACUAUAAUCAAGGUUUAUUAUUUAUAUAUGUAUAUAUAUAUAUAUAUAUAUAUAUAUAUAUGAGGGUUGACCUUAUCACUGAGACAUAACUUUCUGUGACCCAGAGUUCUAAAAUCUGUCUAAUGUCGCGUAAGCGUGAAACUCAGAGUCACAGAAAAGUUAAGUCUUAUUGAUUAGUUCAACCUUCAGAUAUACCCACGCUCUGCGAACGCAUCGAGCACCAUGCCGCAAAGAUAGACUAUGACAAAGAUUUAUAUAUAUAUAUAUAUAUAUAUAUAUAUAUAUAUAUAUAUUCAUGUACAAACCUUAUUGCGACACUUAAAAAAAAGGAAUAAAGGGAAAAAUGGAACUCCCUAGAAAUCUGUAAAAGGAAACUAAGGUAAAGAGAAAACCAUCUGUGUUUUUCUUUUUUGGAACACAACGGGUCCUCUGUUGGUUUACCAUUUCUAGAUUUCAUUUUAUUAUCAUAAUUAUUAUGAUUAUUAGCAUAGUUAUUACUGUUAUCAUUAUUACUAUUAUCAUUAUUAUUGUUAUCACUAACGUUAUUUUCGCUGUUGUAAAAUUUUCUUUUUAAUAAAAAAAAUAGAAAUCUUGGUUUUGUCAGCAUUAAAUCAUUAUAUGGGGCCGACUUAGUUUGAGCCCUUUUUUCGUUCGAAUAUACUCAGACGUUUGAUUCGCCGCUGCUCUAUAUAAACCUAUCGUUUCUUAGCUUUUAUAUUCUGGCUCCUUAUCUUCUGAUAGAUUAUCCAUCGUGACCUGGCGGCUCGAAACGUUCUCCUUGACAAAAACUAUGUUUGCAAAGUGACGGACUUUGGUAUGGCAUAUCAAAGCUUCAAGUAUGGCCAUGGAAAUGCCAAAAAGGUAGAAAACACUUUUUUGUUGCUUCAGUGCGGGGUUUUUCUGGAAAAAAAGUUGUAAGCGUAAGCAUAUUCUCUGCAUAAUGUUAAUGUACCUCGACUACCAACAGGGUUUCAUAGCUCACUUUGAAUUAAAAGAAAGAAACAAAACAAAACAGAGGUAGAAAUAAACAGAAUGAAUACUCUGGCCUGGGCAUCGGGAUAUGUCAAUUUCAUUAACGUUUUUUGUAAAGUCUCGCGAAAGGAGUUACAUUUUCUUUUUUCCGUGACAGCUUUAUAAAGGCUAACAUUAGAUUGACCAAUAAGGGAACCAGAAAUUUAGCUGUCUUUUCUCAUUGAAACAUAUUUACAUUAUGCAGCUUCAUAUUUUUUUAAAGAUGGUUUUGAAAAAAAAAAGGACAUAAGUUUUGUACGGCAAACGUUUAUUGGUUGUUUCUCCAGGGAUGUUUGCCAAUCAAAUGGACUGCACCAGAGAUUCUGCUGGGAGAACUUGCUGGACUUUCUACCUUGAGUGAUGUGUAAGUAUAGAUAUGUAUAUUAAUCCACCAAACUAACGAAAUGACUAUCUUUGGAUUUUUCUUUAUCAAUUCACGUUAAAAAUUCACUCAGCGAUUAAUUGUAGAAUAUUUCUGAUAUGCUCUUCACAGGUGGUCCUAUGGAAUCGUUCUGUAUGAGAUAGUUACUCUUGGUAAGCAAAGCUAUGUUCAGUCAAUACAUUUAACGCUUAGAACAGCAAUGCGCAAGCGCUAGAGAAGUGAUGCUAUUUUAAUUACUAUUAUUUUAAUAAAGAUUUGUUUUUACUUACUCCUUGGCCAUUCAUCACUGUAAAAUUCUUUAAGCUAAUUCUUUAUUUCUUACGUAAUGUUCCUUCCUGUAACUUAGGUGUGACACGGUCUCUGUAGAGUUGAUAAAUUAAGAAAUGUGACAUGCACUUGUCCUUAUCCUUUGACAGGAGGAAUUCCGUACGACGGAUGGCAAGAAGGCAUGGUGGUUGCAGAGGUCACAAAGGGAUAUCAGAUGCCAAAGCCCGAUCAUGUUGAUAACAAACUGUGAGUUGCACUUUUUUUAGCAUAAUACCAACGUGUUCCUAAAAAUAACCUAAGAUCCAAGACGACACAUUUUACCGUUCUCAUUGCUGAAAUCUUUUCAAUAAAGUAACUGAACUACAAUCAUAUCAGUAGGUUUCCGUUGUGUGAAUGUGAACCAGGAGCAUACCGUAUUCAGCGAGAUGCGGCGUGGACAAUUAUGACAUUAAAAUGUAUUUGAAAAACAUCAGAGAGAGUGUAGUAGUGCGAUAUGUUCAACGUCCCAGAACAUGCCUAAACCAUUGCCUAUACUAUUUUCAAUAAAAGGACAAACCUUAGCCAUUGCCUAUACUAUUUUUAAUCAAAGAUUCCUGUAGGAGGACCUUACUGGUAUUCUUUGCACAAUCCAUAAAAAGGUAGUUAAGAGUAUACCAUGAUUGUUAAAUUUCAGGUAUGAUAUCAUGAAAAGGUGCUGGAACCGUAACCCUGACUUCCGUCCUCCUUUUGAAAGCCUGCGACAAAGAAUGGACAAAUACAUUCGUGAAGAGGUUUGUUUCUAGAAUUGACAACUUCCUCAUAUUUUUUGCUUUUUAAAGACUCGAAAGCUUUUCAAACUUCUUACCUUGCCCCAUGUGUUGGGAGCAAUACUUAGUAGCUUUGGUUUUAUUUCCGGUCGCUUUAUAAAAGCUUCAGCUGAGACCAUUCAUACUUCUGAUAAGAGACAUUUUCCAGCCCGUCAGGCCAUUUACGGGCAUUUCAACUUGUUGGCUCCUUCUGAUAUUUAUGGCGGUUGUUAUCGUCCUCAGGGCAUAAAUCUGGUCAGUUCUACCCACCUACUUGCAACUUCUCUAUUUUCAGAGAGGAAAUAGGAAACUCACUUAGUAUAUCCGCGACUUUGAACCAAAGAGAUUCUCAGUUCGCCGGGGAAGUGAUCGCACUUUUCAGCUUGACUUUCCAGUGUUUUAACGCUCUGCAGCUAAUGUAUUACCCUCAUUUGUUACUUUUUUCCUAAGACAUACGUGGAACUUCUUAACUUGGGCGCUUAUGACAAGGCAAAAUACUCCAGGGUUGAAGAUCUCGGAGAUGAACACGCAGGACCAAGUGAGGAAGUUGCAAAGACGGCCUCUGCUAAGAGAUUGGGAAAAUGGGCCAGUGACCGUCGUUAG
This is a messenger RNA of Pocillopora meandrina, 13971 nucleotides long. The record is from the annotation of a GenBank genome assembly. NCBI's taxonomy places the organism in Eukaryota, Metazoa, Cnidaria, Anthozoa, Scleractinia, Pocilloporidae.